AUGGCAACGUCCUACAAUUGGUCUUCAGAAUGCCGUUUCAAACUUUGGGGAAAUCCUGAAGCGCAGAGAGGUCUGCGUCAGGAACGGCAAACCUUAAAAAAGGAGAGCAGCUCUAAUCCACCAGUGUCACUGAUUGUGAAUGAGCUGCACCCAAAUGUGACAGAACAGGAGUUGCAUGCAAUAUUCUUCCCAUUCGGCCCCAUCUGUACUGUGAAAGUGUGCAGAGAUAUAAGAUCCAACCUGUCUCACGGGUAUGGUUUUGUUACUUUUGAAUGCCGCCAUGAUGCAGAAAAGGCCCUAAAGGCUCUUAAAUUUUCAGAGCUCAUGGGGAAACCAAUGAACAUCAUGUGGGGCAAAGACACAACUAUUAAGGUGCUAGCUAGGGACGAUGAAAGAGGUUUCAGUGACAUUUAUGUUGAAGAAACUGAACUCACUGAGCAGUCACGGGGAAGAAGGCUUGCUAAUACUGUGAAAGGUUUUUUGACAACAUCUUUGAGCAGCCCGGUAACCUGGCUGGGUAUUGGUCUUUUUGCCCUAGCUGUACACAGAGCUCACUGCAAUACCCCUUUAAUUUACUUUCCAAUUUAUCUAUGGAAAGUCCAUUGA
Molecule: messenger RNA, 606 nt
Organism: Sinocyclocheilus rhinocerous
Lineage: Eukaryota; Metazoa; Chordata; Actinopteri; Cypriniformes; Cyprinidae
Product: polyadenylate-binding protein 3-like
Exons: 3
Coding region: 1-606 (201 amino acids)
Molecular function (GO): RNA binding
Source: RefSeq, a predicted model, not a curated record